Molecule: messenger RNA, 1317 nt
Organism: Exophiala oligosperma
Lineage: Eukaryota; Fungi; Ascomycota; Eurotiomycetes; Chaetothyriales; Herpotrichiellaceae
Exons: 2
Coding region: 109-1146 (345 amino acids)
Cellular component (GO): mitochondrial inner membrane
Source: RefSeq, a predicted model, not a curated record
CUUCUCUGCCUGCGCCGGCGUGUAUAUAUUUAUUCGAUUCAUCCUCUCGUCGCCAUUGUCAACCUCAUCAUCCCUCAUACACCACAUCUCGCGUGCGGAGUUCCCAUCAUGUCUUUCGUCCUCAGGAGGCCCUUUGCGGUCUCCUCCAACGCUUUCAAGCAAUUCAGCAAACCCUCCUCGUUGAUCCGCAGCUUCCACUCAAACCCCAAAUCAUCGAAUUCAUUCUUCACUCCCCGGACGACGACGACGACGACGUCGAGCGCACAAUCCCUGCUCAAGUCCGAAGCUCUCCGCAAUGGUUUCAAGCGAAGUUACCAGACUCCUUCCUAUCAGCCUGCGAGCACAACUUCCAGCGGCAAUCUGACACAGCGACUUCUCUACGGCGCCGCUCUGGUGGGUGGUACAAUCUUUGCCACGAACCUGAUCUUCAACCGGGAAACGCGCGAAGAUGGCGGUAUGCCCACGUACGAACGAGAAUACCUGAACCAGACUUUCAUGCACACCGGACUGGGUAUCGGUAUCAUUGGUUUGGCGGCUCGGACUCUGCACACCAGUGGCUGGAGUUAUCGGUUGAUGGCCACGAACCCUUGGCUGGUUAUCGGUGUUGGUCUCGCUGCCAGCUUUGGAACCAUGUACGGAACAUUCUACACGCAUCCUGACAACUACGUACAGAAGUACGCUCUCUGGACCGCGUUCAACGUCACUCAAGCAGCCAUUCUGUCCCCAUUGAUGUUCAUGCAUCCGGCAAUCCUGGCUCGCGCCGGUCUUUACACUAUCGGCAUGAUGGGAAGCAUUGCCUUUGUCGGUGCAACUGCCAAACAAGAGAAAUAUCUCUACCUCGGAGGUCCUCUGCUUGCUGGUGUCGCCAUCGUUGCUAUCUCCGGAUUUGCACCUCUCGUCCUACCAGCCACCGCCGUUCGAACAUUGGCCUGGACUGAGAACAUUUGGCUCUACGGUGGUUUGGCUGUCUUUGGUGGAUUUACUCUGUACGACGUUCAGAAAAUCCUGCACCACGCUAGGAUGAGUGAACGUGGUCUGGUCAGAAAAGAUGUCGUGAAUGAGAGUGUGAGCCUUGAGUUGGACUUCCUGAAUAUCUUCAUCCGCAUGGUUCAAAUCUUGAGCAUGCAAGGCAGCAAGCGACGAUGAUCGGGUCGAACUUGAGAAGGAGUAUAUUUAUUCCUCGGGGAUGCGACUUGUAAUUCAUAUAUGACUUGAUCACAGUGUACAGGUCUUCAACUUGGUCAAAGACAUACUCUACACCACCAAUAUAGGAGAAAACAGAUAUAUAAAAAAAAUGUAUUACUUCCACUCUUACAA